Messenger RNA from Rotaria sordida, 1167 nucleotides. NCBI's taxonomy places the organism in Eukaryota, Metazoa, Rotifera, Eurotatoria, Philodinida, Philodinidae. The record is from the annotation of a GenBank genome assembly.
AUGACAUCGCCCGAUGAUGAUUAUGGUCAAGCAUCAAAUAAUAACAGUCAUAGUAGUAUUAGUAUAACAAGUGGAAAUCGACGUAUGAAUAGCAAUAGCAGUAAUCCUUAUUCACCAUCAUCAACCGGUAUUGAAAUACGUAUUUUAAUGACUUCUCGUGAUGCUGGAGCUGUUAUUGGUAAAGGUGGUUCAUCAAUACAAAAACUUCGUGCUGAUCAUCCACGUACAAUAAUUCAAGUACCUGAUUGUGCAUCACCUGAACGUGUAUUAAUUAUAAAUGGUGAAAAUGAUCAAUGUUUUGAUGCUUUACAACAAAUAAUUCCAGUUUUAACUGAUAGUUCACGUCUUUCAUCAUUUAAUCGACGACGUAAUAUGAAUACAAGUGGAACAGGAGGAAAUUCCGAUCAAAAUCAAUCCAAUGAUGAUAAUCAAACGACAGGUGAUAUACCAUCAGAAAUUCGUAUACUUGUUUAUCAAAUUUAUUGUGGAGCUAUUAUUGGUAAAGGUGGACAACAUGUUAAAGAAUUACGACAAACAUAUAAUCUUGAUAUAAAAGUAUUUUCAUUAUGUUGUCCAUUAAGUCAUGAAAGAGUUAUAUCAUUACGUGGAAAAAUUGAUGAUAUUAUUGAAUGUAUUAAACACAUCUAUUCAUUGAUGAGUUCAUCUUCACAACAACCAAGAGGUGCACUAUUAAUUCAAUAUGAUCCACAUAAUUUUGAUAUUUAUACUGUGAAUGAAUAUGGCGGUUUUCCACCUCCAGGUGGUGUUGAUAAUCGUAUUGGAUAUAAUCCACGAGGACCAUAUCCACCGAGUGGACCACGUGGUGGUAUGUAUCCUAUACAACCUUUACCUGCUCUUGUUGAUGUACCAUAUGGUGGUGGACCAGGUUUAGGUCCCCGUUGCCCUCCGAAUCCUGUAUUACUUACAUCAACACGUGUCACUUUACCAAAUGAACUUGUAGGCGCAAUUAUUGGUCCACGCGGUGCAAAAAUUCAACAAAUACGUCAGGCAACUAACGCAAAUAUUAUAAUUGAUGAUCAACCUAUUCCUACUGGCACAGGUGGUGGUGAUCGAAUAAUAACAAUUGAAGGAACACCAGAACAGAUUAGUCGUGCACAAGCUCUUCUUCAACAAGCUGUUCGUCAAUCUGGUCUUUGGCGACCAUGA